UUGGUGAUUUUGAGGGUGACACAGCACUGUCAGGUUUCAAAGAAGAAACGAGAAGAAAAAACUUCAUUUUUAUAAAAAGGAAUAAAAAAGGAAGCUUACAAUUUGAAUUGAAGAGUUGCAAGGAGUAGAAAGAUGGAAAGAAGAGAAAAAGGUGAGAAAAGGGAAGUGUUAAUGGCGGAAAAGUUGAAAGGUGGGGUUGUUGUGGGGAAAAGAAGAGGGCCUUCAACUCCCCCACCCACAUGGAGACUUGAGUUUCCCUCUCAGAGGAAUGACAAUAAUGGUAACAACAGAAGCAGCAAAAACAAAAACCGGGUUGAAGAGUUCCUCAACUUUCCCAGCACAACAACACUCUCUGCCAGAAAACUCUGCGCCAAACUGUGGCAAAUUCAGCCCCACCAACAUGCCCCACUUCCCAAAAUGAACAAGCCUCGCCGUCACCGUAGGGACACACUUCUCAAGGUUCCAAAUCUUAAACAUUUGUCCCAGCCAGCAUCUGCUACGCGCUUGACAGGACAUGUUGGAACAUCACUGGUUCAGCACCAUAGAUCAGCUAAAAGGAAUGGUCGCACUGAACAGCCUGUAUCUCCUCCUUGUCACUGUAGCUCAAUGCAAGUGUAUAAUCAUCCUAUUAAGUCCGUAGACUUCAAGAGUUGGAUUACAGAGUCAAGUCGCAACCCUAAAACGUCCAGAGAGUUACUCAAGGUACUCAACCAUAUUUGGUGUCUUGAGGAACAGCAUGCAUCAAACCUAUCAGUAGUGAAGGCCCUGAAGAUGGAACUAGAUCUUUCUCGGGCACAGGUUAAAGAGUUACAACAAGAAAAACAAUUGAAUAAGCAUGAAAUGGAGAACUUAAUAAAGCAAAGAACUGAGGAGAAGAUUGUUAGGAAGGGCAAAGAGCAUGAUAAAAUUAAAGCUGUAAUUCAAUCUGUCAUGAAAGAGAUAGAAGAUGAAAGGAGGUUAAGAAAGCAUUCAGAAAGCUUGCAUCGGAGGCUGGCCAGGGAGCUUUCUGAAGUGAAGUCUUCAUUCAGUGGUUCUUUGAGAGAUCUUGAAAAAGAGAGAAAAACAAGGAUCCUUUUAGAGAAUUUGUGUGAUGAUUUUGCCAAAGGAAUAAGAGAUUAUGAAUAUGAGGUACGUUCUCUUGUGCAUGAUAAUUCUGAGCAGGGUCAAGCUCAGGUUAAAGGGGAUAAUAGCCAUGAUAGGUUAAUACUGCAUCUGUCAGAUGCUUGGCUUGAUGAGCGCAAGCAAAUGAGGUUAGUUCAAGAUGGCCAUGAUCUCCCAGAGAUAGAUUCAUCAAUUGUAGACAAGUUAGGUGUUGAUAUUGAAACAUUUCUUCAUGCAAAAAGGUCUGUUAACUCGAGAAGAUACAGUAACUUGUCCACAAAGGAAAAAAUUUUAGAGCAGAAAAAGGGUGCAGACAGAGGACUCGACAAACAUGGCUCCAAAAUGAACAACAACAAUAGUGCAGAGGUUGAUAGAGAAAAGAAAGGAAGGCAGAACUCUAUGAGGAAACAUGUUCAGUCGAAGGAAAUCAUUGAGGAGUGUUGUGAGUUGCAAGCAGGUGUGAUGAAGAAUCUGUCAUGUGAUGAAAAUGACAGCACAGCUCUUUUUAAUACCCCUGGGACAUCUACUGUUUGUGAAGCAACACAAGGUCCAGCAGAAAGUAAUACAUUGUUGUGGACAAAGAGAAUGAAUUCAAGUCAUGGAGUUAGAAACAGUUCCUUGUCUUCUGAAGGCAAUGAUAGGGUUUAUCCAGAGAGUAUUUUCAGGGAAGACAAUGACACGUUGAUGGAAAAAUUGCUUGAAGCAAGGAUGGAGAGGCAGAAAUCCCGCUCUAGAGCUACCAUUAACAAAACCUCAUUUCCUUCUGCCAGACAAGUUUGUAAUCAGAAACAUAGCAGUGUGAGUAGUUGCCAUGGUAUCGCACUCUCAUGAGGCACACUGCAUAUCACUCUAUUUCCACAAUUAACCUAUUUUUGUAGCAGCUAUCGAUCGAAUCGUAGGAAUUUUACACGGUUGAAUGGAUGAAGAUCAUUGUUGAGUCCA
Molecule: messenger RNA, 2043 nt
Organism: Vigna unguiculata (cowpea)
Lineage: Eukaryota; Viridiplantae; Streptophyta; Magnoliopsida; Fabales; Fabaceae
Source: RefSeq, a predicted model, not a curated record